CUCCAAACAACAAACCACCAAAAAACACCACAAUGGGCCUCCUACAAUUCCUCGUAUCCUUCCCUCAGGCCCUGGUCCACGUCCCCUUCUCACUCCUCCGCUACAUCCUCUCCCCACGCUUCCGCCCAGACAAAACCUGGACCUUCGCCCAAGCAGCAAAAGUCCGCUUCCUCCGCGCCGUAAUCCACCUCUUCUCAGCCCUCCAGCUGCGCACUCCCACGCCCCUCGACGCCGGCGCCGAAGGCGACGCCUGGGUCCGCAUCCGCUUCCAAGACGAAUGGCGGACGUACCUCAAAGGCGACCUCCUCACGGGCGAAAAAGAAGGCGUCAAAGCCGGAGAUGUAGGAGGGACAUGGUACACGCAACCUACCUCGUCCAUAACCCCCAAACCAUCGCCAUCCAGCAACGACGACUCGAACCUCACGAUCCUGCAUUUCCACGGCGGCGCCUUCGUGCUAGGCGACGGCCGCGCAAAAGCAACCGCAUUCCUAGCCCAAACCCUCCUGGCGCCAUUCCCCGCCUCGACCCGUCUCCUCGCGCCCCAGUACCGCCUUUCCACGCUCCCGGCUUCCGCGGACUCGAAUCCUUUCCCUGCGGCUCUCCAAGACGCGCUCGCCAGCUAUCUCCAUCUCAUCCUCGACUGCGGCAUCCCGCCCGCCAACGUGAUCCUUAGUGGCGACUCGGCAGGUGGCAACCUCGCCAUCGCUCUGCUCCGCUAUCUCUCCGACUACGGCGCCGACCUGGGGCUCCGAGGACCGGGCGCCGCAUUACUAUGGUCACCCUGGAUCGACCCUUCGCUCGUCUCGCCUUCCAUCCUCCUCGCGAACCCGAAUUUCGCCUCCGAUAUCUUGCCCCCGCCGUUUGUGGUCUGGGGAUCCGAAGCUUACUGCUCUCCUCCUUCCUCGUCCUCUGCUCUUCCUAAACCCCGGGAAAACCCGUAUAUCAAUGCCAAGAUAUCGGGUUUUAAUACUGAUACGCCGUUGUUUGUCAAUGUCGGCGGUAGGGAGGUGCUGUGUGAUGAUGGGACUGAGUGGGUGGAUGCGAUGAGCAGGGUUACUGGCAAUCGGGUUACGUUGGAUGUCGAGGCUAAGGCGCCGCACGAUGUGCUGCUUUUGGGGGAUCAGUUGGGGUUUGAGGACGUUGCUGCGAGGCAGUGUGCUAGAGCUGAGAAGUGGGUUGGUGCUGUUAGGGAUGGGAAGUAG
This is a messenger RNA of Periconia digitata, 1202 nucleotides long. The record is from the annotation of a GenBank genome assembly. Lineage: Eukaryota; Fungi; Ascomycota; Dothideomycetes; Pleosporales; Periconiaceae.